This is a messenger RNA of Linum trigynum, 399 nucleotides long. NCBI's taxonomy places the organism in Eukaryota, Viridiplantae, Streptophyta, Magnoliopsida, Malpighiales, Linaceae. The record is from the annotation of a GenBank genome assembly.
AUGAAGAGGAAACUCCCAGUGACCAUCUUCAUAGAUCAGGACGCCGGUAUGGCAGCUGCCCUUAGAAAGGAGUGGCAUAAUGUGUUUCAUGCCCUCUGUACUUGGCACAUCUUGAUGAAUGCGAAGAAAAAUCUUCGUAAGAACAAGAAAUGUUGGCAUAAUUUCCAAAAUCAUCUUGCUUAUCUUUUCUACUACGUCGACAGCGAGGCCGAGUUUGAUGAGGCAUGGAGCAACAUGGUUUCUGAUUGUUUUCCCGGUAGUGCAACUGUGGAUGGCCACCAAGGGAUGCAAUAUCUGAAGAAAUUUCGUCAUCAAUGGUGUUCCUUAUAUCUGAGAGAUCGAUUCACAGCUGGGAUGUUGACAACGCAAGCUAGUGAGUCGUGCAAUGCACAAGUGUGA